Molecule: messenger RNA, 1435 nt
Organism: Carcharodon carcharias (great white shark)
Lineage: Eukaryota; Metazoa; Chordata; Chondrichthyes; Lamniformes; Lamnidae
Gene: entr1
Product: endosome associated trafficking regulator 1
Exons: 8
Coding region: 82-1167 (361 amino acids)
Biological process (GO): positive regulation of protein localization to cilium; regulation of cytokinesis; positive regulation of cilium assembly
Cellular component (GO): early endosome; ciliary basal body; recycling endosome
Source: RefSeq, a predicted model, not a curated record
GACAAACCGCUUCCGGGUCGGUCGCCCGCCCGCCGCCGCCGCGUUGGUAACCGCCUAACAACCGGGCCUAGUGGGGCAAGGAUGAGCACCCGGGGGCUGCAAGGUGUAAAGGAAGAGGGUGCUGAUGAAACCAACCCGUUCUCCUUCAAGGAGUUUGUCAAGAUCAAAAGCCAAUCAACAGUAAAGGAGAAAGUGGUGAAAAACCAGACACAUCAACAACUGAAGAACUCUGCAGGAAUUCCUUUAGCAGGGGUUGCCACUGCCCCCAAAGAACUGAGCCUGAGUUUGGAUUUUCCGAAGCGUUAUUUCCCAGAUCCAACAACCCACAGUCCUUCAUUGGAAGAAGAAGACGAUGACUGGAGUGAAACGUACCAACCCGCCGUUAUCGAGGCCGCUCACGAGUUCAGCUUUUCUGACUCGCUUUGUGAUGUGUCGUACAUGCCGCUGACACUGAGCCCCACUGAGCUUCCGCGGCAGGACAGUGUCCAGUUCACACCAUCAGAGUGGCUACUGGACGAGGAGGAGGAGGAAGGUGCGGAGAAGGAUUGCAUCUUAGGGGAGAAGACCUCACAAUUCGGGCCCCCUUGUGAUGAACCUGACCCUCCAAGAGAUCAUUUUGACUUGGUGGGGCAGGUCCUCUAUCAAAGUCAGCUGCUGACCAAUGAGAAGCUGCAAGAAGAAAAUGCAAAGCUCCGAAGACAAAAUAAGGAAGCAAAGCAACUGGUAAAGACCCAUGUGCAGAGGACCAAGAGGCUGGAGGAGGAGCUGGAGAGAAGGAAAGUCAAAGAGGAAAAGGAGACCAGAGCAUUAGAAUCCAUGGUUCAGCAAGUGGAAGAGAACCUGCAACUGAUGACGAAACGGGCAGUGAAAGCAGAGAACACAGUCACUAAGAUGAAGCAGGAAUUUGUACUAUUACAGGCUGAGCUGCAACAAUGGAAAUCUGAAAACGAGAGGCUUCGAUCUGAAGACUCCAUUGCUUUGAACUCAGCCAAAAGCAAUGCCCUGCUCGCAUCAGACUAUCUCUUGAAAGCCGCACAGGGGGCAGAGAGCUCAAUAAGACAGCUCCUGUCUGGCGCAGAAACUCUACGUCUGGUGUCUGAACUACUGAGGUCCAUUGACAGAAUCUCGGAGUUGCCAGCGCAGCAUAAAGGGGAGGCCCACAGCUGAUGCACAGGCAGCUCCCUCCUUCCAGCUGGCCAUCAGCCUAAGCUCAGCACAGUCAUCUGAACAUUUCCGAUCAGAGUUUCAAUGAACAUCACACCCUCACUCUGGCCUGAGAUGCCCUCUUUCAUUUAGUGGGAUUCCAAAUUUCCUUUUCCAGCCUUCAGUGUUCCAAAUGUCCUCAUACUGUGUGCUUGUGUGGAGAUGAAAGGACGACAAACAUUUUUUUUGCACUAUUUAUAUCAGUGAGUAAAUUGACAAUAGCAAUAGUGAA